UUCAUCUACAUCCUUUUUUCUGCAAUCGUUUGAUUUUCAAUUCCCAAUUCAAAACCCUAACUUUCUUCCAACUUCCAAAUUCUCAAUGGCACCAAAGGGAGAGAAGAAGCCAGCGGAGAAGAAACCCGCUGAGGAGAAGAAGUCCACCGUCGCCGAGAAGGCUCCGGCGGAGAAGAAGCCAAAGGCAGGAAAGAAGCUACCAAAGGAAGGUGGUUCUGCAGCCGGAGACAAGAAGAAGAAGAGAAGUAAGAAGAAUGUAGAAACAUACAAGAUCUACAUCUUCAAAGUUCUGAAGCAGGUUCACCCAGACAUUGGUAUCUCAAGCAAGGCCAUGGGUAUCAUGAACAGUUUCAUCAAUGAUAUCUUCGAGAAGCUUGCUCAAGAAUCAUCCAGACUUGCUCGUUACAACAAGAAGCCAACAAUCACUUCAAGGGAAAUUCAGACUGCAGUCAGGCUUGUUCUUCCUGGUGAAUUGGCCAAGCAUGCUGUCUCCGAGGGAACCAAAGCUGUGACCAAGUUUACUAGUUCUUAGAUUUUCCUUUGUUGGGAUCUUGUUUGAUGUUACUUCAUCGGAUAUUAGGGAUUGUUAGAAGUUUUAAUUAGUAGUUUUAGUUUUUUUGCUUUGAAGCUGUAAUGAAGUAGUGAGAUCUGGUUGAUCCUCUUUGUGUAUGAUAAUGGUGGAAUUAAUGACAUUUAGUUUAAAAAUUGUUUGUAUUGUUCAA
Molecule: messenger RNA, 722 nt
Organism: Medicago truncatula (barrel medic)
Lineage: Eukaryota; Viridiplantae; Streptophyta; Magnoliopsida; Fabales; Fabaceae
Product: probable histone H2B.1
Exons: 1
Coding region: 86-532 (148 amino acids)
Cellular component (GO): nucleosome
Molecular function (GO): DNA binding; structural constituent of chromatin; protein heterodimerization activity
Source: RefSeq, a predicted model, not a curated record